Fonsecaea nubica is the source of this 1353-nucleotide messenger RNA. RefSeq lists its product as hypothetical. NCBI's taxonomy places the organism in Eukaryota, Fungi, Ascomycota, Eurotiomycetes, Chaetothyriales, Herpotrichiellaceae. The transcript has 2 exons. Gene Ontology annotation, biological process: secondary metabolite biosynthetic process. Gene Ontology annotation, molecular function: monooxygenase activity; FAD binding. The record is from RefSeq and is a predicted model, not a curated record. Bases 1 to 1353 code for a protein of 450 amino acids.
AUGAAAGAUCUCCGGGUUAUUGUUGUUGGCGCGGGUAUCGGCGGCCUUUCUUUGGCAUUGGCUCUCGCAACCGACGGCCACGAAGUCACUGUGCUAGAAGCAGCCAAGGAAUUCCUCGAGGUUGGCGCUGGCAUUCGCGUUCCUCCCAACUCAUCUCGCCUGAGUCAGAGCUGGGGCGUUGACUUUGACAAAAUCAAAAAGGAGAAGGCUGGCGGAAUUCGCUUCUUGGACUGGACCGGCAAGGUGAUCAAGGAUGUUUCAUACGAUGACGUCCAGGCCAAGUAUGGAGCACCAUACUAUUUCAUCCAUCGAGCGGACCUGAUCAAUCUCCUGGUCGACACGGCCUCUCAGCGAAAGAAUAUUACCUUGAAGAUGGAUAGCCGAGUCCAAGACUAUGACUUUGACGCCCCUGCAGUGACCCUGGCCUCGGGCGAAAGGUUAACCGCAGACCUGGUCAUCUGUGCCGAUGGUAUCAAGUCUGCGGUCAGGAAUAUUAUUAACGGAACGCCUGUCGACCCCCAAGACACGGGCGAUGUCGCGUACAGAGUCUUGGUGCCUGCCGAACCACUUCGAAAUGACCCAGAAACGCGUCAUUUGUUCGACAACGCGUGGGCAAUGCAUUGGCUGGGCCCCGAGGCACAUGCUGUCGGCUAUCCAUUACGGGGCGGAGAGCUUUACAACAUCAUCAUCGACAUCACCCACGCAACGGACGUGGGAAAACCUAUCGGCGACGAAGAAUGGCGGUCCCAGGCCGACAAUAACGAGUUGGUGAAACGCUUCGCGGACUGGUGUGCACCCAUGCGCAAGCUCUGCGGACUCACAGGGUCAUAUCUCAAAUGGAAACUGGCCGACUUUGAUCACCUCCAAAGAUGGGUCCAUCCAAGCGGCAAAGUCGCCAUUCUCGGCGACGCCUGCCACCCGAUGAUGCCUUACAUGGCACAAGGGGCAGCGCAAGCGACGGAAGAUGCUGCCACCUUGCAAGCGGCUCUUCGCGAGUACGACGACCUCCACGAAGCGCUGAAAGCUUACGAAAGGCAAAGGUUGCCGCGGGCCACGCACGUGGCGAAAAACACGCGGAUCCUACAAUCCUGGUGGCACCUCUACGACGGGCCUGAAAAGGACAGGCGAGACGAGCUGAUGCAGCACGACAAUUUCGACAAUCCCAUGUUCUGGGCCAACUCCAAGAGGAAGGACUGGCUGUUUGGGCAUGACGCGUCGAAGCUGCAAACGGAAGACGAGCUGAAGCCACCGCCGUUGGCCUCGACGCCUACCAGAAGCGCAAAUGUGUACAUUGGCGAGAUUAAAGACACGGAGCUCCGAAGGAAAUUUAGAUCCAUGCGGGAGGGCAAUUAG